CAAAGCUAUACAGAGAGAAAGAGAAACUGUAUUAUUGUCUGCACAGUUCUAGUUACAGAAAUUAAGAGACGGAGCGGGAAAAGGGAAAAAAACAUCUUACAAAUUACGCCGUGAAUUCAGAAAAUGGCGUCCAAGUUGUGCGACUCCUGCAAAUCGGCGACGGCAACUCUCUUCUGCCGGGCUGAUUCAGCAUUUCUAUGCGUCAAUUGCGACUCCAAGGUUCAUGCUGCGAACAAGCUCGCUUCCCGCCACGCGAGGGUGUGGGUGUGCGAGGUCUGCGAGCAGGCGCCGGCUCAUGUCACCUGUAAAGCCGACGCCGCCGCCCUUUGCGUCACCUGCGACCGUGAUAUCCACUCCGCAAACCCGCUAGCCAGAAGGCACGAGCGCGUUCCCGUCACCCCCUUCUAUGACUCCGUUGCCUCAGCUCCCGGAGCAGUCAAGCCCAACGCUGCAGCAACUGCCGUCAACUUCCUGGACGAUCGCUACUUCUCCGACGUCGACGGCGACGCUGACGUCAGCAGGGAGGAGGCUGAGGCAGCAUCGUGGCUUCUGCCGAACCCGAACUCGAAGGCAGUGGCGGCGAGCCCUGACCUGAAUACUGGUCAAUUCAUGUUCUCAGACAUGGAUCCGUAUCUGGAUCUUGAUUACGGGCCGGUUGAUCCGAAACUGGAGGCCCAAGAACAGAACAGUUCCGGCACAGAUGGAGUGGUUCCGGUGCAGAGCAGGAGCGUGCAGGCUCCAUUGGUGAACGAGCACUGCUUCGACCUGGAUUUUGGCGCCUCCAAAUAUUUUCCUUACGGGUACAACGGUCACUCUCUCAGUCACAGUGUGUCUUCAUCGUCGGUGGAUGUUGGCGUGGUGCCAGAUGGAGGAUCAAUGGCUGACAUAACAAAUCCGUACAGUAGGGGAGCGGAGUCAGGAAAUCAGACGGCGGCGCAGCUUUCAUCAGCCGACAGAGAAGCGAGGGUGUUGAGGUACAGAGAGAAAAGAAAGAAUCGCAAGUUCGAGAAGACGAUACGGUACGCAUCACGAAAAGCGUAUGCCGAGAUGAGGCCGCGCAUCAAGGGAAGGUUCGCCAAGCGAACCGACAUCGAAGUCGACGCCGAUCGCAACAGUAUCUACGGAUUCGGCAUCGUUCCGACCUUUUAAAUUCUAAAAACUAAUUAUCAUAAAACCUUGUAAUCAUAAAUAAAAAAAAGAUUCUACUCUCCGUCCUGGUACCAAGUAAUUUUUAGUUUUUGGGCAAAUUUUGGGUUUUGCCAACCAUUUUCACCAAGUUGGUUAUUAUUAAUUAUUAUUAAUUUUCUGGUUUUGGGGAAGCUGCAGUUGAAACCUUGAACGGUGGGGGGGUGUGUUUUGUGUAUAUGGUCGAGUAGGAGGUGUUUGUAGAAGUUUUUUAAGUCGUAGCAAAUAGGCUUUGAUCAAAAUGGACCUGUACUAAGGUGAUGCUAGUUUUAGAGCUGUAAAGCUCACCAACUUUUUUUCUCACAUUAUUUUGGAGCUUAUGGUUUUUGUUGAAAUUAUUAAUUUAUCAUUAUAUCUUAA
This is a messenger RNA of Carica papaya (papaya), 1545 nucleotides long. It is a transcript of the gene COL4, whose product is annotated as zinc finger CONSTANS-like protein. The record is from RefSeq and is a predicted model, not a curated record. Gene Ontology annotation, molecular function: DNA-binding transcription factor activity; zinc ion binding; protein binding. Gene Ontology annotation, biological process: regulation of flower development. NCBI's taxonomy places the organism in Eukaryota, Viridiplantae, Streptophyta, Magnoliopsida, Brassicales, Caricaceae. Gene Ontology annotation, cellular component: nucleus.